This is a messenger RNA of Sarcophilus harrisii (Tasmanian devil), 4207 nucleotides long. It is a transcript of the gene ORMDL1, whose product is annotated as ORMDL sphingolipid biosynthesis regulator 1. Gene Ontology annotation, cellular component: endoplasmic reticulum membrane. The coding region runs from base 135 to 596 and encodes 153 amino acids. The record is from RefSeq and is a predicted model, not a curated record. Gene Ontology annotation, biological process: negative regulation of ceramide biosynthetic process; intracellular sphingolipid homeostasis; ceramide metabolic process. The transcript is spliced from 4 exons. Lineage: Eukaryota; Metazoa; Chordata; Mammalia; Dasyuromorphia; Dasyuridae.
CUAGAAAAGAGCUCGGCUUAGGCUCCAGCUACCUGCCGGUGUCGGGCAGGGGCGGGAGUGCUUCCUCGAGCGUUCCGCACAUCGAGUGCUGCUCUGCGUCUUUCUUCCGCUUGGUGCCCGUUUUGAGAGCAAAAAUGAAUGUUGGAGUUGCUCACAGUGAGGUAAAUCCAAAUACUAGGGUAAUGAACAGUCGUGGGAUGUGGCUGACAUAUGCACUGGGAGUUGGUUUGCUUCAUAUUGUCUUGCUGAGCAUUCCCUUCUUCAGCGUUCCUGUUGCUUGGACCUUAACAAAUAUUAUACAUAAUCUGGGAAUGUAUGUAUUUUUACAUGCAGUAAAAGGAACACCUUUUGAAACCCCUGACCAGGGUAAAGCCAGGCUGCUAACUCACUGGGAACAACUGGACUAUGGAGUUCAAUUUACUUCUUCACGGAAGUUCUUCACAAUUUCUCCAAUAAUUCUGUAUUUUCUGGCAAGUUUCUACACCAAGUAUGAUCCUACACACUUCAUCUUAAAUACAGCUUCUCUCCUGAGUGUGCUAAUUCCCAAAAUGCCACAACUGCACGGUGUUCGGAUCUUUGGUAUUAAUAAGUAUUAAGCUGAAAAUGUGAAACUGAACCAUUCUGACCAAAACUUUGUGGCUACUGCUUUUUCUAUAAAGAAGGAAUAGGUAGCAUGCUAUGCUGUUUACAUUGUAAUGUGCAAUGGGAAGUUUUUACAUUCAAGGUCUAAUACUUAUUUGUAUGCUAUUUGGAAAAGCAGAUUUUUAUGAGAUGCCUCUUAAGUAUUUAACAGGUCUGCUAAAUUUUUGCAGACAUUUUCCAGGAGAGCAGGGCAGGCCCUGCUCACAAAUGAUUGAUAGUAUAGUACAGUGAGAGCAGAAAAGCUCUGUACCAAUACAGGAGUCUUGAGGAUAGGAGUAGCUUAGUUUAUAAUGAAAGGGCAUUAUGUAGAAAGAGUUACCAGUUGUAAAAGUCAGGUUGAAGUACAUUUGUAUGUGGAGCAGAAUCAUCCUGUACAAAAGUGAAAUGUCCUAUUCCUAAGACAGCCAGCUCUUUUUUUAUUUUACUUAUUUGCUCUUUAUUUUUGCUGGCUUAAUGAUUCUGUCUCUGACCUGGUCAGUUCUGGAUGUAUCAGAAGAUGAUGUGCUUUCAACCUCAUAAAUAGGGUGUCAGUGUGGCUUCCUGCAGCUUUCUAGUGAGUCUUAAGAUAUUAAUUUUAGGCAAAGUUCUGCUGGGAAUUUUUGUUUUUUAAAGGGCUGCUAAUAAUUUUUGGAGAAAAAAAAAAACAAACUAAUUUGAUUCCAGGCAGUCUGAAACAUAAUGUGUAAUUCUUUGAUUAUUUAGUUGAACCAUUUAAUGGUUAAAAUCUCUUAUCUGGAGAGGGAUAGUUAAAUUUUAAAUAGACAGCUUAGAAUAUAAGGAAAUUAGUUGUCUAGUAAAAAGAUAACUUUCUCCAGCCAUGGUACAAAAUAAGCUACUAAACACUGGAUGUGUUUUGUUUUUUUUCCUAGUAGCUUUGCAAUAAAGAAUUGUGCUUUCCCUUCAUAGUACCUUUUCUCCAUCUCCAGUUUGCCUAUUAGUUUUCAAGGUGGGCAUGAAUUUUAAGUGGUCAAGAAAGUGAACUUAAAGUUAUUUUAAACCAGUCAAUAGACCAUUCUUAUUGAUGUACGUAAUUCCUUAUUGUGGUAAGGAAUUCUUCAAAACUUUGUUAGUGAUAAUUAGCUGUAGCAAACAUCAGAAAAUAAAUUAUUUAAAAAUUUAGCAUUCCAAACUUCAAUCAUUUUUUGGAAAAUAAACUAAAAUUAGUUUUGCACUAUUUAAAAAUCAGUCUAUUCUAAAAAUGCCAUACUAUCUUUAAAUUGUCUCGGGGAGAUCAUUGUUUUGCAUUGAUAGUCUUCAGUAUGGAAAUCUAUUAUGUAAUUGGCUUUGUAUGUUUUUGUCUUUUUCCCACAUUUUGAAACACUAAGAAAAAUGGGUGUUUUACUUUAAUAAAUAUUAUUUUUUAAUGGAUGUAAGGUUAUUUCAACAGAUGUAAAAAUUGUCUUCAACUUUUCCUAAAAAUAAUAUUUAUGGUGGUCUUUCCUACUUUAUUUUAAAUCAGUUUUAUGACUUUUAAGUCACACAAAAUAAAUCAGAUUCUUUUUGAUCCUCCUUAGGGAGUUUCUUUGAAAAAGUAUGCCUAAGAAAAUUUCCUUACCCACUUCAUAGUUUUUGUGUAGCAUAGGGCCAAUAGUGUCUGACAGUAAAGAUAUUUCAUUUCCUUUCAUAACAUAAUUAUAAAUUUUUAAAUGUUGCCUUUGUUAUGUUCCUACAGUUUUUAUAUUCUAGAAAAGCAGAUUAAAAAGGCAAAUUAUCUAUUUUGAACAUGAUCUAAAACAGCUGAAAUUUUUGUUGUUUGUAACACUUUUAAUACUGCAGCUACAGUAAGUGCUAGGAUAAGUACUGACAUAUUUGUAGGAGCUCAAAAGACAACUAUCUGUGCCCUUUUCAAAUGACACAGGAUAAAAUUCCUCCCUUUCCCAAUCUUUUAUUAUUGACCUGUUCUGUUGAUUCUUAAUAAUCCUCUUUUACUCACUCUUCUCUGUUUAUCCCUGUGAUUACUUAAGUCAUUUUUUGUGUGUGUGUGUAUACAUAGUGAACUUUAUGUCAUUAUCCAACUCUAGGGCCUGGUUUCAAAAAAAUAAAUUGGUAGUUGUUAUAUAUGUCCACAAUAAUCUAACAAAAUAUCAGUGUGCUACUGUGAUUUUCUUCCACACCAAACAACUGGGCUAUCUUCUUUGUUUCUUUCCUCCCCUUCUCCUCCCCAUCCCCCACCCCCCACAUUCUAAAGGUACUCCCAUCAUCAUUCACAAAACCAUUCAUGGAGUAGCUGGUUUGAAAACCUUAGCCAGUUUAAAUUGUAAACCAUUUGCUUCCUUCCUACUAGUUUUCACUAGAGUGCUUUGACUUGUGGGAUUUGAUUGAUGUUGACACAUGCAAGUCAUUCACCUUUACCUAGUGUUUCCUCAUCUGUGAAAUGAUAAAAAAAAAAUUUGUGUUUAUCUAGCUUACAGAGUUUUUGUGGGGGGUGCUCUAUGAACUUUAAUUAUUUUUUAUCUUUUCUGGGAUAUAAGAUUCUUACUGGUGACAUUUGUGGAAACUAAUAACUUGUCAGGAAAUGGUUUAUAGUAGAGGAGAUAAAGGCCUGGAAUUAGGGUUCUGGUUAAAUUAGCUGUGUGAUCACAGAUGAAGUUCUUAAAUUUCUGUAUUAAUUAUCUGUUGAAUGUAGACAUUAUACUGAUCCUUUCUCACUGUUAAUGUGGACCAAUAUUUAAAUGCAGGUAUUAUUUUCUUAUAAAAAGCUUUGUAUCCAUGGGUGACCCCAUGUAAAAACUGAAAUUCUGACAUUUUUUCUUGUGGAAUUUCGAGGAUUUAAUGAUAAUGGACAGAAAUGUUUAAUGACAUUUUAAGUUCUAUUAGUAUAAUCACAUAAUGCCUAUUUUAAAGAAGACUACUAAAUUUUAAAGUCAGAGAAGAACUUUAAAGAUGUCAUUUUAUACUUAAGGGGAAGCCAAGGCUCAGAAAGGUGACACAAUUUGCCUAAAAUCACAGAGUUAAAUAGAAGUGCCUCAAUUAGAACCCACAAAUAAGCUGAUUAUUAAAAGAUUUGUUGGUUGAAAAGCAUGAUUCAUCCAUCAAUUAGUUUUUCACAAGCAUUUCAUUUCUGGAAGUAGCACUUACCAAUUCAUUAUUAAGCUAUCAUUUCAUUUUUUGUAUUUAUUGAUAAACUAUAGUUCAAGACAGUUUUAGGUGUCUGUGUCCUUCAUCUGUACCAAUAGAGAAUAGCAGCAGCAAGGAUAACUUAAAGUUAUCUAAAGUAAUUAUUAAAGGUUUUUUCAACUAUCCAACUUGUAAGACAUUUUAUGGAAGAACAUAAAUAGUUCUUUUAUGUCACUUAAAAUGUUCAGUAAUGUGCUCUGAAAUGAUUUGUAUUAUUAGCUACAUUGUUUGCAAAUUAAUUUUGGAUGUGGAUUUAUCUACUAUGUCAUUCACAACAUUCACAACACAUUUUUUAACUAUUUAAUAUUUUAUUUUUUUCUCCAGUUACAUGCAACAAUUUUAUUUUUUUUCCGAUUUUGAUGUCUUCCCUGCCCCUUCCCCAUCACUAGAAGCAAGCAAAUUGACAUAGAUUAUACACAUGUAGUCAUGCAAAACACAUUUUCACAUU